This is a messenger RNA of Cydia pomonella (codling moth), 1619 nucleotides long. Its product is annotated as proline-rich protein PRCC. The record is from RefSeq and is a predicted model, not a curated record. The transcript has 6 exons. NCBI's taxonomy places the organism in Eukaryota, Metazoa, Arthropoda, Insecta, Lepidoptera, Tortricidae. Gene Ontology annotation, cellular component: nucleus. Bases 124 to 1254 code for a protein of 376 amino acids.
UUUUUACUUUAUCUGUGGCUCGUCAUUCGUGUCAGCUGUCAAACGUCUGUCAAAGCAAAUUAAAAAGGAGUCGAAAAUAAACACUUGUAAAAAUAUUUAUUAUAUCAAUUCAAAACUAUCAUCAUGGCUUUAGUAGCUUAUGACAAUAGUGAUUCUAGUGAAUUUGAGGAUGAAGAUAACGAAGGAGCCACAGCUUCUGUAGUUAUUUUAAACAAGAAAAAAGAAGAACCAUCAAUAGCAAAACCAGAAUCAGGGGAUAAUGUGGGAUUGCAAACCCAGAGUUUGUUCAACCUGCUUCCCCAACCUUCAAACAAAAAGCCCGCCGUGUUAGAGGAAGACGACGAAUUCUUACACAAAAAAGAAACUGACAUCCCUAUCGUGAAGCCUAAAGCUAAAAUUACAGUACCCUCACUCAGUGAUUUUAGAGAUGUAGAAGACACAGCUCCUGCAGCAAAACCCAAGAAAGUGAAUGGAAAAAAGUCAGGCCUGCUAAGUAUACUACCACAACCAAGAAAUGCGGUGUUAGCAACAACAAAAUCUUUAAUACCUCAUGUGCUCACACAAAAACCCAAACCGAAUCCAACUGUAAAGAAAAAAGAGCCUUUGCCACCAAUUAAAAAAGAUAAACCAAGCCUGGCCAUAGACUAUUCAGAUGACAGUGAUGAUGAAGUACAGAAUGAUUUCUUCUCUAUUAACAAACCAGUGGAACUGCCAGAAGACAUGCCGUUGGACAUUGACGAAAAAUACAGUUUGAAAAAAGAAGAAAAUGUUACAGCUCCUAAGCAGCCAAGGGAUAUUCAAUCCUAUUUCAAGGCUGAUACAGUGGAGAAUGAAGUGCAGCCUGAAUACUCUGAAUCUAGUAGUUAUGGUUAUCAAUAUGAGGCUAGCUCUGAGUAUGGGAAUGGGUACCCAGCACAGGGAUCAAGUAAUGAUGCAUUAGAUGAAGAGGCGAUCAUGAAACUAUGCGGCGCUCGCGGCAAACGCAAGCGCGAGGACAUCCAAAUAGUGGACAUCAACCAGAGCGAGGUCCUCGCCGACGCGAGGGAGUGGCUGGCCAAGGGACUAACAGAUGACACAAGCAAGCGAGUGUCUAGCAGCAAGAGGAAAGGCAACGAGCCCACCAGCCAGCAGAAGAGGAAGCACCAGAUCACCUAUCUCGCUCACCAGGCCAAAGCGAACGAGGUGGAGCUGCAGAACCAAUGGGCCAACAACAGGCAGUCCAAGCGGCAGACUCAAUCCAAAUACGGGUUCUAGUGAGCUUUAUCAAGAUCAUGUAUGGAGCGUGCAUUGGACAUCUUACAUUGGAGUCAUUAUGUGGCAUUCCAUGCCUAAAGGGUCUUUAUGCUCCAUAUGCAUAAGGACCCUUUUCUCACGGAAGGCCACAAACGCCUGGAGUUUGAUUAGACAACAAUCUAACAACAACAACAGUUUUAUAACAACCCCACAUGUGGAAUGACUGUGUUGCAAUUUAUUGAUACCUGUUGUUUCAGAUGCUAAUUAUUAAUCUGUAAAAAUGUUGUUUGUAAUUUACUAAUUUGCACAAUUAAAUGUCUUCAUGUUAGGUUAUAUUAUAAUUGUAAAUAAAAUAAAUCUUUUUUAAUAAAGAUUUUUAUUUUAAA